AUGGCUGGCACUUGGAAGCUCAGCGGUCUCAUACGCUGCAUGGUAGCCAAAUACGCGGCCCUGAGAGAGUACUUGGCUGAGAAGCAACGACAUCUUCAAGCGAGGUCGCCCACGUCAGCACUUGCGAUAGCAAAGAACCUCCUGGACCCCCAUCCGGGCAGAGUCUCGGGGCCUCUGGUGGGUUUCCUCGAUGGGCACGCGGGUGGUGGCAUCGCUGACAUGUUCUCGAAUGUGCAGAUGCGCGAGCAACAUGCGCAGAAUGCACAGCACAUCGCUUCCCAACCCGACAAGCACUCCCUACACCAACACGGAGCUCCCCACAGUCCAUACGACGCGUCCACGAGCACGCGAAGCACUUGUGAUCCACGCGACACGUCUUCCAACCUGUCCGACACCACCACAGGGUUGUCACCGGAGAGUCCGUCAAACAUAAGCAGCAACACCGUGUCAUCAGCACGACCUGAGACAAUCGUCGACGACACAGCCUCGGAGUUAACAAACACAACACCAGACGACACGGUGGGACUUGAGCACGAGAAGAACACAUCAGACAACCCACCACUCGACGGGCAUCCCAAACCCACCAUCAACUACAGAUGGGAGGGCGACCAGGACACCCCCUACCGGGUCCUCCUACUACUCCCGACCAACGACCAAUACAGCAACACGCCCGCCCUGCUCGCGCGCGCAAGGGACCUCGGCGCGGCGGAGCAGGGUGUGUUCAAGAUCGAGGUCCCGGCCGGGCAUCGGCCCAAGGUCGACGCCGACGACGCCGUCACGGGACGACGCACCCGCCACCACUACCCCGGCCGCAAAUACAGCGCCCACCACCUCGGCAACGGCAUCUACCACCUCGCCCACGAGACCGUCUCGCGGGCCAAGUUCGGGCCGCCGCCCCCUGCCGGCGAUGGGGAGCACGAUGAGCAGCACCGCUGGACUGUGGCCGAGGCUGAUGCGAAUAUGGAGGCGUGUCUGCGGGAGGGCGACGGGGGAUGGGAAGAGAAUGAGAGGAAUGAGAAUGACAGCAGGAAGGACAAGCAGAAACAGAAUGAGAAGCGGAAAGCCAAGCCGAAGAAAACUUCUUCUUCCUCCUCCUCCCGACCCAUCAGCGACCUCGGCGGCGGCGUCUACUACCGCACCGACAUCUCCGCCGCCAGCGCAGGCGAGCACGCCGCGGCGGGCCUCCCGCCCCGCAGCCCCAUCUGGCCGCUCGCAGGCAACCGGCUCGACGACACCAUCGUGCAGGGCAUCGGCGGCAUCCACGGCGCGUACAUGUACGAGGCGGCGGCGCCGCGCGACGGCGCGUACAUGUACGAGGCGGCGGCGCCGCGCGACGGCGACGGCAGGCGGCCGGGGGCCGUGUUCGGGUGGCACAUCGAGGACGUCGGACUGCUGGCCUUCAACUACCUGCACGCCGGCCACAAGGUGUGGAUGUGCGUGUCCGAGGCGCACGCCGCCGCCGCCGAGGCCGAGUUCCGGUCUGUGCUGGAGGAGAACCCGCAUGCGUCGCUGUUCUGCGCGACGGGGUUGCGGGAGAGGGGGGUGCCGGUCGCGUUUGUGGGGCAGGCGACGGGGCAGGUGGUCGUCACGUUUCCGCGGACGAUGCACGCCGGGUUCAGCACGUCGUAUACGCUCGCCGAGGCGGUCAACUACGCGGACGACGACGACGACGACGGCUGGGUUCUGGCCGGGUACCGCGACUGCUCGGCGCGGUGCCACAGCGGACUGCCCAUCAAGUCGGCGUGGUUCCGGAGGCGGCGCCCCGGGGAGGAAUCGCUGUCGAUGGAGGAGUAUGAGGACAGGGUCGGCAAGGGGGGGAGGCGCCGGGGCAGGCUUGGGACGAGCCGGGCGGCGGAGGAGUCAAUCGGCGGCGGCGGAAGAGGGCGGGGCCACAAUUAUGGUGUGCGGUACGCGCUCUUCAUCGUGGCGGUCGAGGAGAAGACGAUGAUCGAUCGUGAAAUGAACACGCGGGAUCGGGCAGGGCGUUGUUGA
Phialemonium atrogriseum is the source of this 1992-nucleotide messenger RNA. Its product is annotated as JmjC domain, hydroxylase-domain-containing protein. Lineage: Eukaryota; Fungi; Ascomycota; Sordariomycetes; Cephalothecales; Cephalothecaceae. Gene Ontology annotation, cellular component: nucleus; chromatin. The record is from RefSeq and is a predicted model, not a curated record. Gene Ontology annotation, biological process: chromatin remodeling; regulation of gene expression. Gene Ontology annotation, molecular function: histone demethylase activity. The transcript is spliced from 4 exons. The coding region runs from base 1 to 1992 and encodes 663 amino acids.